Messenger RNA from Caenorhabditis bovis, 2289 nucleotides. The record is from the annotation of a GenBank genome assembly. Lineage: Eukaryota; Metazoa; Nematoda; Chromadorea; Rhabditida; Rhabditidae.
AUGGUUAAGGGAAAAAUCGCGAAAGCAACGGAAUGGAAACAGGCGGAAAUGACAGCGGAUAACUUUGAUGAUGAGCUUUUCGGAUUCUUGGGAUCAUUUGAGGAAGUUCUUCCCGAAGGAGCUGAAUCCUAUACGGAAGGGACCGGUGAGAAACGAGCGGCGAAGAAGAAAAAAACGAAGGCCGGUAAGAAGACGUUGAAAAAUGAUGAAGAAGUAGAAGACGAUGGGAAGGAGAAUAAAACAAGUUCGAAGGAGGAGGCGAUUUUGGCGAAAAAACUGCGAAGGCGCAAAAUUAUGAAUUUGAAUCGGAAGAAGAGAAAAGAGAGAUUGGCGAAAAAGCUGAAGAAAGCUCAAGAAGCCGAACAAUCGGAAAAUGUGACGGACGGCAAUAAAGAGGAAAACGAAAAUAAAGCUGCGAAGAAGAGGAAAUCGAAAGAAAAUUCGGCGAAAAUCGAGAAUAAGAAGGCAAAAAUUGUACCGGAAACGAUGAAAAAGAAAAAUAUUGAUUUGGGCGCGUGGCAGCAGUUUUUCUUGCCUCAAGAAAUUCUCGAAGCGAUUUCGGAUCUUGGAUUCGCGGAACCUACGGAGAUUCAAUCCGCUGUUCUUCCACCAGCUGUUCGCGAUCGACUUGACAUUCUGGGAGCGGCGGAGACCGGAAGCGGAAAGACGUUGGCGUUUGGAAUUCCAGUUGUUUGUCGGCUUUUGGAGCGAUUGCAAUCUGAGGAAGCUGAAAAUGAAGGCAGUUCGAAAGGACCUCAAGCGAUCAUCGUUGCCCCAACUCGCGAGCUUGUCAUUCAAAUUAUGAAGCAUAUCACAGCGCUUAUCAAGCACACAAAACUAAAAGCGGUUAGCAUUGUUGGAGGACUUGCUCAGGUCAAACAGGAUCGUAUUAUCACCGAUCAGUGCCCGAAUAUCGUUGUUGCUACCCCUGGAAGAUUGUGGGCAAUGAUGGAGGAGGCCGAACCCUCAUCAUACUUUGGCAAUCUCGCUAAUCUUUUGUGUCUCGUUGUCGACGAGACGGAUCGGAUGGUUGAGGAAGGAUACUUUGAGGAUCUUACCCAUAUUCUUGAUAAAAUCCAUUCGGAAGCCAAUAGGGAGAAGCUGCAGAGUCUUGUGUUCUCGGCGACAUUGACAUUCGCAAGAGUGCAAAAAGAUGAGCAAGACGCGAGAAAGAAGAAUCGCGAAUUGACGUCGCAGCAGAAGAUCCAACGACUCAUCAAAUUAACGGGAUUGAGGGAGAACAAGCACAAGGUUGUCGAUUUGACGCGGCAGAUGGGAACCGCUGGAUCGCUUGUGGAAGCGAGAAUCAAUUGUGUCGAUCUUCUGGAGAAGGAUACUGCUCUUGCUUAUUUGCUCACAAGAUACCCGGGACGCACCAUUGUGUUUGUGAACUCGAUCGACGCUUCCCGACGGUUGUACGGCAUCUUGCAGGGAAUCGGAAUGUCGCCGAUGAUCCUUCAUGCGAAAAUGAUUCAGAAGCAGCGGCUGAAGAAUUUGGAGAAGUUCACAGAAUCGAAGCAAGCGGUUCUGUUGGCGACUGAUGUUGCUGCAAGAGGAUUGGAUAUCAAGGGAAUCGAUCAUGUCAUUCAUUAUCAGGUGCCCAAAAAAGCGGAGACGUACAUUCACCGAUCUGGACGUACUGCUCGUGCGCAGACCAAGGGAUUGACCGUACUACUUGUUGAUGCUCAAAGUCGGCAAUUUUAUUCGCGAUUGUGCAAAGGGCUCAAUAGGAUGCAAGAUCUCGAUGUGUUCCCGAUUGAUUUUCAGCCGCUGAUGGCUGCGUUGAAACGGCGUGUCAAACUUGCGUCGGAAAUUGACACGAUGAAUUUUCGAUGUAAAAAAAUAAAAAUGUCGGAAUCUUGGUUCGAAAAGGCUGCGCGUGCUGCUGAACUCGACUAUGAUUGGGCGAGGAAUCGCGAAAUGGACGGGCAGAAUGAGGAAGUCGAUCGUAUGUUGAACCAGGUGCACAAAUUGCAGAAUGAGCUGAGAGACGAGCUCCGAAUUCCGUUGCCCAAUCCGGAUGGCUCCGACACUUUUAAGACCAAAUACAUUACACCGGAAAUCAUUUCGAAGAUGAAAACGAUUGAGAACGAUGCGAUUGGUGUGCUCAAUGAUAAGAUGAAGGAAGCGAAAGAAUGGAAGAAGAAGAAUCGGCAAGCGGCGAAGCAGAAAGAGAAGACGUCGAUCAAACGGGUUUUGAAGAACAAAUUGAAAAGCAAAACGCGACUUGAAGAGAAAAAGAAGGAGAUUCGGCGGAAAGUGCUCGAAACGAAUGAAUCGAAUGAAUAG